AUGAAUGCUGAGAAGCUUAAACAACUUCAGAACCAAGUAAAAGACAUUCGUAUUGGUGGCAAGGGAACCGCCAGGAGAAAAAAGAAGGUUGUCCACCGUACUGCCACCACUGAUGAUAAGAAGCUUCAGAGUUCCCUUAAAAAAUUAACUGUGAGCAAUAUCUCUGGAAUUGAAGAGGUAAACAUGAUCAAAGAAGAUGGCCAAGUCAUUCAUUUCAAUAAUCCUAAAGUUCAAGCUUCUUUGACAGCUAAUACUUUUGCUAUUACUGGCCAUGCAGAAACAAAGCAAAUAGCUGAGAUGCUACCUGGCAUUUUAAACCAGCUUGGAGCUGAAAGUUUGAAUAGUCUGAAGAAGCUAGCUAACAGUGUUACUGGAGCUGGUGGAGAUUCUGGUAAACCUUCAACAGAAGACAUUGAUGCAGAUGAUGAUGAAGUUCCAGAUCUUGUUGAAAAUUUUGAUGAACCAUCCAGAGGUGAAGGUGUUUGA
Molecule: messenger RNA, 486 nt
Organism: Acanthosepion pharaonis
Lineage: Eukaryota; Metazoa; Mollusca; Cephalopoda; Sepiida; Sepiidae
Source: the annotation of a GenBank genome assembly